Molecule: messenger RNA, 1545 nt
Organism: Phytophthora sojae
Lineage: Eukaryota; Oomycota; Peronosporomycetes; Peronosporales; Peronosporaceae
Exons: 1
Coding region: 1-1545 (514 amino acids)
Biological process (GO): transmembrane transport
Cellular component (GO): membrane
Molecular function (GO): transmembrane transporter activity
Source: RefSeq, a predicted model, not a curated record
AUGUCGUCUCCGAUCUACGGGGCGAGUCCGUAUCGGCACCAGACGUCGGGCCCGGCCGAUGCGCUUUCCCCGGUCGUGCAGCCGUCGGCCCCGCCGGCCGAGAACAACGCGCCGCCCGUUAAGCGCGAGUGCAACGACUUUUUCUUCCUGAUCCCGUUCGUGGCCGUCGUGGUGGUCACCGCCGUGUUCGCCGCCAAGUACGGCGACGACUUCAUCGACGCCACGCAGGUGCAGGGCCUGUCCGAGUCCUCGGGCGUGAAGCUCAUGAUGCGCAUUGUCGGUCUGUCGGCGCUCGCGGCCGCCGGCAUGUCGGUCGUCUGGAUCGCCGUCAUGGUGCUGCUGGCCGAGGCGCUCAUCUGGGUGGCCCUGCUCACCAUCAUCGCGCUCAACAUCGCGGCCGCCAUCCUGCUCACCAAGAAGGCGUACGACAGCGGCUCCGACUGGUACUGGUGGCCGGCCGUGGUGUUCGGGCUCUUCGCGCUGCUCACGAUCCUGUACGUGGUCUGCAUCCGGAAGCGCAUCAAGUUCGCGGCGGCGCACCUGAAAGUGGCGGGCAAGGCCAUCUUCCGCCUGCCCAUGACGCUGCUGGCGGCGCUCGUGAUGGUCGGCGUGCAGAUCGGCUGGGCCGUGCUGUGGGUGCUCGGCAGUCUGGGCAUCAUGUUCCACCAGGACUACAUCAAGCUCAAGGAGGACUCGUGCACGACCGAGAGCUGCGACCUCAAGUACAAGACCGGAGCCAUCGUCGGCGUGCUGUGCGGCAUGCUGCUCAUCUACUUCUGGGUCACCUUCGUGCUGCGCAACGUCAUCGGCGUCACGACGGCGGGCACGGUCGCGGCCUGGAAAAACGCCGCCAACACGCCUUUCAUCACGAUGGGCGCGUGGCUGCGCGCGGUGACGCUCAACCUGGGCAGCAUUUGCUUGGGCUCGCUCGUCGUGGCCAUCCUGGAGACGGUUGUCUGGAUCUUGAACAUCCUGGCGUGGCUGGCCGGCCGCAGCGGCAACUGCUGUCUGUCGUGUCUGCUCUCGUGCCUGUCAUGCAUCAUCGCGUGCAUCGAGAGCUGGAUCGAGUUCUUCAACCGCUUCGCGUUCGCGUACGUGGGCUGCUACGGCUACAGCUUCGUCACGGCCAGCCGACACGUGUUCAAGCUGUUCGCGGCCAAGGGCUGGAGCGCCAUCGUGAACGACGACCUCACGGGCAACGUCUUCUGGCUGGGCAGCCUCAUCAUCGGCGCCGUCACCGCGUACAUCGGCGUGCAGAUCACCGACGACGCCGACAGCGCGCGGCUGGCCAUGUUCCCGCACCCGGACGUGUUCGUGGCCUUCUUCUGCUUCUUCGUGGGCUACGGCAUCAACAACCUCUUCAUGUCGGUCGUGGCCAGCGCCGUGACCACCAUCUUCGUGCUGUGGGCCGAGGACCCGCACGGCUGGCAACUCACGCGGCCGCAGCACUACGAGACGCUGCACAAGGCGUGGCUCAAGAUCUACCCGGAAGAGUACAACAACGGCUACGGCAAGCAGGCAGCCGGCACCGACGGCCGCGUCUGA